This is a messenger RNA of Aspergillus niger, 828 nucleotides long. RefSeq lists its product as uncharacterized. The transcript is spliced from 2 exons. Bases 1 to 828 code for a protein of 275 amino acids. Gene Ontology annotation, cellular component: cytoplasm; mitochondrion. Lineage: Eukaryota; Fungi; Ascomycota; Eurotiomycetes; Eurotiales; Aspergillaceae. The record is from RefSeq and is a predicted model, not a curated record.
AUGCGAUGGCCGCCAUGGGCUUCCAACACGCAAGCCUCCAACAAUGACCACCCUACCACCACGAACAACAAUGACCCCAAGAACCUACUCGACUGGAGCGCCUUCACCGAACUCCGCACCCUCAUCCCAACUCUAGUCCUCACAACCGGCAUCCUCAGCGCCUUCACCCUGCACCGGAACUACCUCCGCCGGUUCCCCACAGCAGUCAACAUCACGCCCGCAUAUUACCGUCGCCGCAGCAUCCUGGGAAAAGUAACCAGCGUCGGUGACGGCGACAACUUUCGCAUCUAUCAUACACCCGGCGGAAGACUCGCGGGUUGGGGCUGGGUACCCUGGAAGAAGGUUCCCACGACGCGGAAGGAAUUGAGAGAUCAGACUAUCCAUGUCCGGAUAGCUGGUGUCGACGCCCCCGAACAAGCGCACUUCGGACGCCCCGCGCAACCCUUCGGCAAAGAAGCACACGAGUGGCUAACGGGGUACUUGAUAAACCGGCGCGUGCGGAUAUAUGUGCAUCGACAGGACCAGUAUCAGCGUGUGGUGGCGACGGUGUUUGUGCGGCGGGCGCUGGAUUUCCCGGUUCCGUUUCGCAGGCGCGAUGUCGGGUAUGAGAUGUUGAGGAAGGGGUUGGCAACAGUGUAUGAGGCGAAGGUUGGGGCGGAGUUUGGGGGUGAGGUGAUGGAGAAGAAGUAUCGGAGUGCGGAGUGGUGGGCGAAGGCGAGGGGGUUGGGGCUGUGGAAGGGGUUCAAGAAGAAUAGGGAUGCGUGGGAGAGUCCGAGGGAGUUUAAGACUAGGACGGGGAUGGAAGAUGUGGGGGAUGGGAAGAAGUAG